AUGGAUCCAUGGUUCGGCGCUCAAGACAUCCUCCGCUGUGACCUAUGCAGGACUGAUUUUGUCCAGAGCCGUUGUGAAGUCUGUCAAAUUAAACUUUGCAAGGCUUGUGUUGGGGAACAUCUCUCUGAUUCAACCAAAAAUCAUAGAGUUGUUCCAUACAAAGCAAAGGGUCCAGAUCCUAACUAUCCAGAAUGCCCAAAUCAUGCUCCAAAACUUUGUGAACUUUACUGCGAGGAAUGUGACACUCCUGUCUGUUCUACCUGCAUCUCCUCUGGAAAGCAUCAAGGACAUAAAAUUUCAGAUGUUCUACAAAAUCUCAUGAUCAACUCCGAAACAAAACAACUGGAGAAAAAUCUGAGAGAACUUGACGAAAAGAUUUGUCCACAAUAUGAAGAAAUUUUCUCAGAGUUAAAUUGUGAGAUAGCCAACAUAGCAGCCCACUAUGAGAAGCUGACAUCAACUAUUACUGCUCAUGGAGAAGACUGGCUCAGAGAAAUUGAAACAAUUAUGAAGAAACUCAAAUCUGAAAUUGAUGACAUGAAAAAGAAACACCUGAGUGUCCUAACUAAGCAGGAAGAGGAUAUUACAAAGAAAAUUUCUGAAGUGAAAAAGAGCAUUGCUGAAAUGAAAAAGAUUCUAGAAAACAAAGACAGGUCCCUUAUUUCCUCAUACCAGUCCAGAAAUGCUGAAUUUAGAAGGUUUCCUCCAAAGCUAAAAGCUUUAUUACCCAGUUUUUCUGCUCAACCAGUUCACAAAGAUAUUGAUUGUCAACAAUUUGGUUCAUUGACAAAAUUAUCCAUGGAAACAGUGGAACAUAGCUUCAUCAUGGAUACCCAAGAAGCUGCGUCUUCUCAACUUGUAAAAUCUCCGCUUAAUUUACCAGAGCUCGUCAUCACCUUAGACGUUCUGGACAGACUACGUGGUGUUCUAUGUCUCAAUGAUGAAGAAAUCUGGACAUGUGGGCAGACAAAAUUCCUGAAACUCCACAACGUACCUCAGGGGGAAAAGGUGAAGUCAAUCAAAACAAAGUCAGAGGAAUGGCCAAAUGACAUAGCACUGACAAAGGAUAGAGAUCUAGUACCAUUUACGGUAUAUAUCGACUCAGAUAAACGUACUGUCAACGUUGUGAAGAAUAAAGAGAUACAGGAAGUGAUCACACUGCAGGAAUGGAAACCUAACAAUGUCUGCAGUACAUCCUCGGGAGACAUCCUGGUUACAAUGGACAAAGCUGAAACGAAACAAUCCAAAAUUGUCCGAUACUCUGGUUAUGUAGAGGUUCAAAAGAUUCAGUAUGAUGACAAGGGUAAAUCUUUGUUUUCUUCCUACUACCUCAAACACAUCUGUGAAAACAGAAACCUAGAUAUUUGUGUAGCCGAUCAUUUAGCUCGUACAUUGGUAGUAGUCAGUCAUGCUGGAAAGCUCCGAUUUAGAUACACUGGCCACCCGUCCAUAGCUUCAGGAGCAUUAACACCAUAUGGGAUAACGACAGACAGCCAGGGCCAAAUCCUGACAUCAGACUGCGACAGAAGUUACAUUCACAUCCUAGAUAAAGAUGGACUGUUCCUCCGUUACAUAAACAACUGCAAUCUUCAGAGCCCAUGGGGUUUAUGUGUGGAUUCCAGAGAUUAUCUUUUUGUGGCCGAGCUGAAAAGUGACGGUUUCACACCUAAACCGGACAGUAAAUCAGCCAAAACAGGAAGGGUGGUCAAUGGCGGGCAUGUUGACAAAGGCACAUUCAUGAAUACACCACCGCCUUCACAUUCGAACACUGCGCAGCCUGCAUGGGUAGAUCAACUCAUGAUUCGAAUCACCAAGACCUUGACACCAAGAUCUCCAAAAUCGAUAAAGUAA
This is a messenger RNA of Saccostrea echinata, 1851 nucleotides long. RefSeq lists its product as uncharacterized. Lineage: Eukaryota; Metazoa; Mollusca; Bivalvia; Ostreida; Ostreidae. The coding region runs from base 1 to 1851 and encodes 616 amino acids. The record is from RefSeq and is a predicted model, not a curated record. Gene Ontology annotation, molecular function: zinc ion binding. The transcript is spliced from 3 exons.